This is a messenger RNA of Dermacentor andersoni, 1177 nucleotides long. RefSeq lists its product as uncharacterized. Lineage: Eukaryota; Metazoa; Arthropoda; Arachnida; Ixodida; Ixodidae. The record is from RefSeq and is a predicted model, not a curated record.
UAGCUGGCACGGAUUAUGAAAUAGCACGAGUUCAUUUUACAUGCACCGCUUAACCAAAUCGUCUGGAAUUUCAUGAUGAUAGCAAUAUCAGAAGGAAAACGUAUUCCAUGCGAAAUCUUUCAAAAAGACAAGAGGAAUCUUCCGCUCUGUGAAAACUGUGGGUUCUAUACGCAAACAUGGGCUAGUCUAAUAUGCGAUCACAAGCUUUGUGAAGAAUGCUUCAACCCGUGCAUCGAUUACAUCUGCAAAAAGGACCAUUACAGGACAACCAAAGACCAGGCAAGAAGAGGGAGUUCCACUUGCGAAAUACAGGAUGUGGUACUUUACUGUCCAAGAUGUCCAAACCCAAUGUCGUUCAAGUAUAUGGUCGAGCAUAUCUGGUCUGAGCACCCGGAAUUGCUUGAAAACGCUGACGAACAGCUCAAACAAUAUCAAGGAGAAGGGAACGACGGCAGGAAUAAUCCCUGCAAGGACGAUGGAAACGCAAGACAACGCGGUGUCGAACGUAUGCAAGACAUAGUGCCAUCAGCAAGACAUGCGUGCAGAGAUGCACAAUGUGACAAUGCAAUGAUGACCGACGACGACUCGUCAGACUCCCUUCCAGGAGCUCCUGAUAAGGCAAAGCUAGACCACGAGAUCGGGACCUGUAAACACUGCAACACACCACUGGAAAAGGAAGAGAUCGAAGAGCACGAGGCAAAGUGCCUGGACCGUAUUAUGACUUGCCCGAAUUGUAAAGAAAAAAUGCCAGCUAAAAAUUUGGAUGUUCACACGAAGACGCUGUGCCCCGCAAAAGAAAAAAAGACAACAGACAAGCUCAGAAUACAGAGAAAAAGUGAUGACAGCACAGAAAAGAAGAUAUUGAUGGCUGACGUCAACGAACUGAAAGAAAGAAUCCAUGCACUAGAAGAAACGAUGGAUCGAAUAGAGCCACCACUGCUGAAGAUUAUCGAAAGGCUUUCCCGAGAACGAUAGCAAUUUGCCUGGAAAAUAUUACUUUUCUAGUUUUCAGAAAUGUUUUCAUCGUCUGGGGACGAUCGGCUAGCUAAGAGUGCACCGUGAAUAACUACACUAGAUUAUUUUGCAAAAAUCUGUCUAAAUAUUUCGGAAGAUAGUAUCUGAUGCAUUCAAAGAAGCUGCGUUACCUCUUGAGGAAAUAAAAGUAAUCUGUUUUAAA